This is a messenger RNA of Schistosoma bovis, 1035 nucleotides long. The record is from the annotation of a GenBank genome assembly. NCBI's taxonomy places the organism in Eukaryota, Metazoa, Platyhelminthes, Trematoda, Strigeidida, Schistosomatidae.
CAUACAUCAGAUCAUAGUUAUUGAACGUUGUUAGACUUCAAGGUCAAGUCGAUUUGAAGGUCAAGUAAACGUAGUAUUGGGAUUUUUGGCCCUAUGCUAGAGUUUCAGUCUUCAGGACACCAUAUGGGAUCUGUCCUCUUAGAAGGUCAUAUCUCUGAUAAUGGACAAUAUACUGGAGACUAUUUGACGUUACUUGACGAACCAAUUCGUGAUACAAUUUUUAGAUCAGCCCGCGCUGUUGGUCAAAAGUUUGCUUACGUCCUAGUUCCACGCCAAGGACAGGGGUUGUUGAAAGAAUGGGAUUUGUGGGGUCCGUUAGUGUUAUGUCUUAUCAUGUCAGCGCUCUUGCAUAGUAGCUCAAACUCAGAAAGUUCCGGACAUGGCGGACCAGAGUUUGCCCAGGUCUUCAUUAUUUUCUGGCUGGGUUCAGCAGUUGUGACUUUGAAUUCUAAAUUACUCGGUGGUGCAGUGUCAUUCCUACAAACCGUAUGCGUUUUGGGGUAUUGUAUUUUGCCUCUUGUUAUUGGUUUGGUUAUAUGUCGAUUACUGUUGCUUGCAAGUUCUAAUUCUGUGUUUGUUUUUAUCAUACGAUUAUUCAUUGUUAUUUCUGGGUUGGUUUAUUCAUCUUAUGCAUCCUUUAUUUUUGUCCAUCCUGCAUUGCCAAAAAAUCGUGUUGCUCUAUCUGUAUAUCCAAUAGUUUUAUUUUAUGUAUUUCUUUCAUGGCUUGUAAUAUCAGUUGCGUAAUUUUUCGAGAUUAUGAUCUUCAUCUGAUUUUGUAAUUUUCUAGUAUUGUAUAAUUCUGCUCAACAUCUAUUGUGAUACUACUGAUGAGAAAAUAUUACUCUGUACAUUACUAUCUGUUACUGAUCUUUUAAAACUCUUAUCCUUAUAUAACCUGUCUUUUAUGGUGUUUUGUCAACUUAUAGACCAAUCGCUUGUUAAACCCACUCAUCGGGUAAUCUCUGUUACAUUUGUCUGAAUACAAAUAUUUGUUAGUAUUUUAUAUCUGCGACAAAUAGCAUUCCUAAAAUUUGG